Micromonas pusilla CCMP1545 is the source of this 1018-nucleotide messenger RNA. RefSeq lists its product as uncharacterized. Lineage: Eukaryota; Viridiplantae; Chlorophyta; Mamiellophyceae; Mamiellales; Mamiellaceae. Gene Ontology annotation, molecular function: protein binding; protein tag activity. Bases 44 to 265 code for a protein of 73 amino acids. Gene Ontology annotation, biological process: mRNA splicing, via spliceosome; protein modification process. The record is from RefSeq and is a predicted model, not a curated record. The transcript has 2 exons. Gene Ontology annotation, cellular component: cytoplasm; nucleus.
CCUCUCGCGACCGAGCGACGCCGUCCACCGAGAUCACGCGCACAUGAUCGAGGUCGUGCUGAACGAUCGUCUCGGGAAGAAGAUCCGCGUCAAGUGCAACGAGGACGACACGAUCGGCGACCUGAAGAAGCUCGUCGCCGCGCAGACGGGGACGCGCCCGGAGAAGCUCAGGAUACAAAAGUGGUACAACAUCUACAAGGAUCACAUCACGCUGGAGGACUACGAGAUCCACGACGGCAUGGGGUUAGAGCUCUACUACAACUAGCGAAGACUAGCGAAGACGAGCGAAGACUACGAGACUCGCGCAUCAGACCGCGGCGCCGCCGACGGGCGCGACGCGAUGGCGAACAAGCAGAGAGGCGGGUGGUCGCGCGCGACGAAACGGCGCGCGCUGCUCUUCGUCCUCGCGCUCGCGGCGUUCCUCGCGUUCGGUCGUCGGUCCGCGACCGGCGGCGGCGAAGUCCUCGAGGAACGACGCGAGACGAAAAACGAAAGACGCGCGACGCUCGAGGAAAACGACGGUCGCGCGGAAAAUGAUGGUCUCGUGGCCGACGCCCGCGGGGGAGAUGGGUCCGUCGCCGUCGCCGCGGCGCCCGCGACGUUGGUCUUGAUCAUCGGUCAACCGCGCGGCGGCGACAUCGCGUGGAAGUCGUUCGAAACGCACGUGUACCGACGGUUCAACGCGACGGUGGCGACGGUGUUUCCGUGCGCGAAAAAAACCGCCGCCGCCUCGCCGAAGACUCGCAUCGAACGCCUCGCGACGUACGACUGGUGCUUCGACGAACCGGACGACUGGUCGGUGCACAUAGACGCCGUCGACUGCUCGCGGACGAUCGACCCGGCGACGUCGCGGCCGUACAAUAAAUCCGUCGCGAACAACUGGAGAGAGUUUUAUUGCGACGCGACGAAGGAGCCGUCGCUCGCGUUGUUGGGGGGAUUGCACGACUGCAUCCUCGGGAAUCCGAGGUACGCGUGCCGCGAUGCCACGAGCGGCGGCGGCGGACGGAAUAAGAAGGUA